GUCAUCUUCCAUCGUUGAUUAUCCUACCGAGUACGGUCGGCGUUAUCAUGCCUUUCGAUCUGGUGCCUACGUGUUCCCCAAUGAUGAGACUGAAAUGGAACGACUCGACGUGGUUCACACUUUACUAGUCAAGACUAUUGGAAAUCGACUCUUUCUUGCGCCUAUUAAUGAGCACAAGACUCACCGAAUUCUCGAUGUUGGCACUGGCACUGGAAUCUGGGCCAUCGAAAUGGGUGAUCUGUUCCCAAACGCAGAGAUCCUUGGAAACGAUCUGAGUGCUAUUCAGCCACCCUGGGUCCCACCUAAUGUCAAGUUUGAAAUCGACGACGUUGAAAGCGAAUGGAUUGGGGAGGAUAAGUACGAUUUUAUAUUCAGUCGUUAUAUGGCUGGCGCCUUAGCUGAUUGGCCGACAUACGUGAGACGAGUCUACGAGAACCUGAAUCCUGGGGGCUGGGCCGAAUUCCAAGACUGGGAUUACAUGCUCUAUUCGGAUGACGGCACAACUGAAGGCACCGAGCUCCUCCGCUGGAUGGGCUACUUCAUGGAAGCUUGCGAGGUCUUGGGCCGUGAUGGACAGGUCGGGCCGAAGUUGGAGACGCUGGUGAGGGAGAACACCGGACUGAUCAAUAUCGUCCACAAGCCUUUUAAGAUCCCUGCUGGACCUUGGGCCAAAGACCCUCACUUGAAGGAUCUUGGCAUGUGUAACCUCAUUCAAAUGUUGGAUGGCCUGGAGGCUUUCACCCUACGACUUCUCUGUGGCGUCCUCGGCUGGAGCAAGGAAGAGGUUAUCGUGUUGCUGUCGGGGGUACGCAACGAGCUGAAAACCGGAAAAGCUCAUGCUUGGCUGCACUACAAUGUUGUAUAUGGUCAAAACCCAGAAACAGAGGAGGAAUAAUUAAAGCUCAAGAGGAUUGAAAAACACAUAUGAAGCCAUUGGUGGCUCCAUUGGCGUAGAUUGGUAGGCCGGAGUUGAGUUUUUAUCCUGGCACAUUGGUUGGUGUUGGAAUGAAAGCAAAGUAAAAUUACGAGGAACCUUAGCAUCGCAGUAGCAACUACCAGACUUCCGAGCUGUCGAAGAAAUUAUCGAUAGACUCUUCCCAACUACCUUAAGCUUAAUGAUGAUGAAGACAAAGAUGAGCCUUGUGUUACGGCCAGCUAGUCGUAGGGGUAGUUUGCAGAAGUUGAGGCUGCGGAACUGUCAACAGUAAUCGUAGUCGUGGAAUAGUUUUAAGGAAACUAUAUCUAUCAAUCGUAA
Molecule: messenger RNA, 1255 nt
Organism: Colletotrichum phormii
Lineage: Eukaryota; Fungi; Ascomycota; Sordariomycetes; Glomerellales; Glomerellaceae
Product: methyltransferase domain-containing protein
Exons: 8
Coding region: 95-895 (266 amino acids)
Source: RefSeq, a predicted model, not a curated record